CGCAAACCGCUGAUGGAGAAGCGACGCCGCGCCAGGAUCAACCACAGCCUGGACGAACUGAGGCGCAUGCUGGACUCGGAGCGGCCCGGCGGCUCGAGGGCCAGCAAGCUGGAGAAGGCCGACAUCCUGGAGCUGACCGUGGAGCGGCUGCAGAGGCUGCGGCGGGACCACGAGGCGCUGAAGAAGCGGCUGGAAGGCGGCGGCGGGCAGGAGGCGGCGCGCCGGUUCCGCGCUGGGUACCGCGAGUGCGCGCGCGAGGCGGCGCGCCUGCUGGGGGCGGCGGCCCCGGCGCUGCGCCAGCGACUGGCACGCCACCUCGCGGCGCGGCUGUGCCAGCUGGAGCUGCCGGCGGUGCGGCCCACGAGGCUGGCCGGCGGCGACCUGGCCCUCGUCACUGCGGCGGGCCCGGGCCGGGACGAGGACCCGCGCGGGCCCGUGUGGAGGCCCUGGACCCCUGAAGAUUUCCAGGCCGCGGAGUGCCGCCCGCUGCCUCUAUGGGGCAUGUCCAGUCAGGAGCGCACGUCCCUCGGCCGAGGGUACAUGAAGCAAGGGGGACAGUAG
Molecule: messenger RNA, 561 nt
Organism: Bacillus rossius redtenbacheri
Lineage: Eukaryota; Metazoa; Arthropoda; Insecta; Phasmatodea; Bacillidae
Product: enhancer of split mbeta protein-like
Exons: 3
Coding region: 13-561 (182 amino acids)
Biological process (GO): regulation of neurogenesis; anterior/posterior pattern specification; regulation of transcription by RNA polymerase II
Cellular component (GO): nucleus
Molecular function (GO): DNA-binding transcription factor activity, RNA polymerase II-specific; RNA polymerase II cis-regulatory region sequence-specific DNA binding; protein dimerization activity
Source: RefSeq, a predicted model, not a curated record